Molecule: messenger RNA, 816 nt
Organism: Toxotes jaculatrix (banded archerfish)
Lineage: Eukaryota; Metazoa; Chordata; Actinopteri; Toxotidae
Gene: ndufb11
Product: NADH:ubiquinone oxidoreductase subunit B11
Exons: 3
Coding region: 54-488 (144 amino acids)
Source: RefSeq, a predicted model, not a curated record
CACGAUCUUGUUUCCGGUUCCGGGUCAACCAUAUUUUUCCACAAACAGUCAAAAUGUUGACCCGACUGUCACGGUUCGGGCCCGUUCUUCCCCGGUUACUCGCUCGUCCACCGGCACGCUUCGUCUCCCACUCAAAACCGUCUAGUGCCGCUGGCUCGACCGCUGUGACGGAGCUGCACCCCGCUGCGGACAAGGCUGGACACGGGGAGGUCAGCGAGUAUGUCAAGAAUCCAGAUUACCAUGGCUUCUCCAGUGAUCCUGUGGUGGACGAGUGGAACAUGAGGGUGGGCUUCUUCUUUGGAAUCUCAUUGGCUCUUGUCGUCGGAGCAGCAUUUAUCCACUAUUUACCAGAUCACGGAAUGCGGCAGUGGGCCAGAAGGGAGGCAGAGCGUGUGAUCCAGCAGAGGGAGAACGAGGGUCUUCCUCUCAUCGAUGAGAACUACUAUGACCCGAGCAAGAUUGUUCUGCCCUCAGCUGGAGAGGAGUAGGAUGUCCAACAUCCACUCACUGUAUUUCAUGGUUAUUGUAUUCCGCUGUAAUAGAAUAAAUGAUGUACUUGUUGAAUUGUGUAAUUGUUGCGUGUGGACAAUGACUCAUUGAAAAAGAAAUCUGAAUGUUUCCUAAUCACAAAUGCCAGCUUCCAGUGUUUGACAGUUUCCAGUGAUCAGAACCAAAGAAAAAGAACUGAGCUUUGAUUCAUUUCUUAUUCAACCUACUGAUUUUUUUUUUAAUCAUUCAUGGGUUUUCACUCGUGAAUAAAUAAAUGAUGCACUGAUAUUUUAAUCUUUCUUAAAUAAAAUCAACCUGAUAAUAUCA